Molecule: messenger RNA, 6447 nt
Organism: Micropterus dolomieu (smallmouth bass)
Lineage: Eukaryota; Metazoa; Chordata; Actinopteri; Centrarchiformes; Centrarchidae
Gene: erc1a
Product: ELKS/RAB6-interacting/CAST family member 1a
Exons: 20
Coding region: 435-3779 (1114 amino acids)
Biological process (GO): maintenance of presynaptic active zone structure; regulation of synaptic plasticity; neuromuscular synaptic transmission
Cellular component (GO): cytoskeleton of presynaptic active zone
Molecular function (GO): structural constituent of presynaptic active zone
Source: RefSeq, a predicted model, not a curated record
GUGAACGCGCACAGGAGGCUUGACGUCACUGAGGCGCCCUGGCUCUCCUGAGCCGCUGGUACUGCUGGCGAAAAAGAUGGGAAAAACCGUGUGGACCUCUAUCGAGUAAUUAACAUAAAAUGACGGUUUUUGCAGCCGAUUUCCAUCUGACAGAGGAUUCAGUUAUGGCACCGAUUUGAGCUCCACCGGACAACGAGAAAGGUUGGCGUCAUAAUAAUCUGUAACUGUGGGUAGCUCCUGUUGGAAGAGGAAAGUGGGGCGUAUCAGACCUAUUGUAUCAUAGGUUUGUGUCUCCUGUUGAAUCAUCAUCAUCACCACCACAUAUUCUCACAAUUGUUGAAAGUCACAACCACAAAAUCAGCAAGAAUAUAUACAGAUAUUUGAGGUUGAAACUUGAGUUUUGCUGUCAGCUUCGUUCUACUAUUUAGCAGAAGAUGUACGGUAGUGCCCGCUCUGUUGGCAGAGGGGAUGCCAACCAUAGUGGAGGAAGAGAUGGAGGUACUACUGGCAAUCAGGGAUCUGGCCGUUCCCCUCGCCUUCCCCGUUCUCCUCGGAUGGGACACCGUCGCACUAACAGCACUGGAGGCAGUGGAGGGGGUCCUGGAGGAGCAGGAGGCAAGACGCUUUCCAUGGAGAACAUCCAGUCCCUCAACGCUGCGUAUGCCACCUCAGGACCAAUGUACCUGAGUGACAAUGAGGUUGCCAUGACAGGUGACCACAUCCCCAAAAGUGGUGGGACAGUGACGACCAUGGGGAGACAGAGGGUGACAUAUGGUUCAAGGGGCAGCAGCAGUGGCGUUGUUGCUGCCAGCACCCCCAACAUCUCCACCACAGUGCCCGCCAAUGCUGUGCUGCCAGCAGGCAUGAUGGCAGGUGAUGCUCUAGCAUUUGGGGACCACCACAUGGCCUCCACUGUGCCCCAUUCUCUAAGGCAGGCCAGAGACAACACCAUACUGGAUCUGCAGGCCCAGCUGAAAGAGGUUCUGCGUGAGAAUGAAAUGCUGCGGCGAGAAGUGGAAGUUAAGGAGAGCAAGCUCAGUUCCUCCAUGAAUUCUAUCAAGACCUUCUGGAGCCCAGAAUUAAAAAAGGAGCGAGCUCUCAGGAAAGAUGAGGUUUCUAAGAUCACAGUCUGGAAGGAGCAAUACCGUGUGAUUCAAGAUGAAGCACAGCAUCUGCAGAUGACUGUUCAGGCUCUUCAGGAUGAGCUGAGGAUUCAGAGGGACCUGAACCAGCUGCUCCAGCAAGACCCCGCCAGCCAAGGGCGAGACUUGGCCCUGACGUCUGAACCUACGGAGGAGAACUACCGGCGGCUACAGGCUGAGCAUGAGAGGCAGGCCAAAGAGCUCUUCCUCCUUAGAAAGACCCUGGAGGAGAUGGAGCUGAGGAUUGACACACAGAAGCAAACCCUAGGGGCCAGGGACGAGUCCAUCAAGAAACUUCUGGAGAUGCUGCAAAGCAAAGGGCCGUCUGCCAAGGCAUCAGAGGAGGACCAGGAGCGGACCAGAAGACUGGCUGAUGCAGAGAUGCACCGGCAUCACCUUGAGAGUUUACUGGACCAGAGAGACAGAGAGAUUACUGCGCUAAGAGAGGAACUGCACCGCCGCUACGAGGGGACCCCUGAGUCCACCAAAACAAAGGCUCUACAGACUGUUAUCGACAUGAAGGAUGCAAAAAUCAAUUCAAUGGACCGGAGCCUGAGAGACAUGGAGGAGGAGCUGCUGAUGCUGAAAUCCAAUGGACUUCUUAGCUGCGAGGAGCGUCAGGAGGAGAUGAAGCAGAUGGAGGUCUACCGCAGCCACACCAAGUUCAUGAAGAACAAGAUGGAGCAGGUGAAGCAAGACCUCUCCAGGAAGGACACUGAGCUGCUUGGUUUGCAGACCAAGCUGGAAACGCUCACUAAUCAGUUCUCAGACAGCAAGCAGCACAUUGAAGUCCUCAAGGAGUCCCUCACUGCUAAGGAGCAGCGAGCUGCCAUCUUACAGACAGAGGUGGAUGCAUUGCGCCUGCGCUUGGAAGAGAAGGAGGCAACUCUGAAUAAGAAGAGCAAGCAGAUACAAGAAAUGUCAGAAGAGAAGGGCACACUCAACGGGGAGAUCCACGACCUCAAGGACAUGCUGGAGGUUAAGGAGCGCAAAGUUAAUGUGCUGCAGAAGAAGAUUGAGAACCUGCAGGAGCAGCUGAGGGACAAGGAGAAGCAGAUGAGCAGCCUGAAGGAGAGAGUAAAGUCUUUGCAGGCAGACACUUCCAACACUGACACUGCUCUCACCACACUGGAGGAGUCUCUUGCAGAAAAGGAGCGCAUCAUUGAGCGUCUAAAGGAGCAGCGAGAUCGAGACGACAGGGAGAAGACAGAGGAGCUCGAGUGUAACAAGAAGGAACUGAAAGAGUUGAAAGAGAGACUGAGCUUACUGCAGGGAGACCUGUCAGACAGAGAGACCUCCCUGCUGGACCUGAAGGAGCAUGCAUCAUCCCUGGCCUCCUCAGGGCUGAAAAAAGACUCCAAACUCAAGAGUCUGGAGAUCGCCCUGGAGCAGAAGAGAGAGGAGUGCCUCAAAGUGGAGAACCAGCUUAAGAGAGCUCAAAAUGCAGCCCUGGAGGCUCAGGCCAACACUGAGCUGGCCGAGCGCAUUAAGAACCUCGAGCAGGAAGUGGCUCGCCACAAAGAGGAUUCUGGGAAGGCCCAGGCUGAGGUGGACCGCCUGCUGGAGAUCCUUCGGGAAAUGGAGAAUGAGAAGAAUGACAAGGACAAAAAGAUCAGUGAGCUGGAGAGGCAGAUGAAGGACCAGUCGAAGAAGGUAGCGUCUCUGAAGCACAAAGAGCAGGUGGAGAAGAGCAGGAAUGCUCGACUCAUGGAGGAGGCCAGGAAGAGGGAGGACAACAUGUCCGAGAACUCCCAGCAGGUGAAGGUGAGGCAGGACUCCCUGCGUCAAAAGUCAGAGCGCAUAGAGGAGCUGGAGGAGGCCCUGAGAGAGAGCGUUCAGAUUACUGCUGAGCGAGAGAUGGUAUUGGCGCAGGAGGAGGCUGCCAGGUCACUCCAGGAGAAACAGAUGGAGGAGCUGCUCGGGGCCAUGGAGAAGGUGAAGCAGGAGCUGGAGUCCAUGAGGGCCAAGCUGGCCUCCACCCAGCAGUCUCUGGGUGAGAAAGAGGCACACCUCUCAACCCUGCGAGCUGAGCGCAGGAAACACCUGGAGGAGGUGCUGGAGAUGAAGCAGGAGGCGCUGUUGGCUGCUAUCAGUGAGAAGGACGCUAACAUUGCCCUACUGGAGUUGUCCUCCUCUAAGAAGAAGAAGACCCAGGAUGAGGUGGCUCUGCUGAAGCGUGAGAAGGACAGAUUGGUGCAACAGCUCAAACAGCAGACUCAGAACAGAAUGAAACUGAUGGCAGACAAUUACGAGGAUGACCAUCUGAGGACUGCCCCUGACCAAACAAAUCACAAACCCUCUCCAGAUCAGCAGAUGAUACCCCCUCUUCUAGCCCUGUCCCAGAACCGCAGUAAGCUCAAGCUCUACAUCGCCCACCUGACAGACCUCUGCCAUGACCGGGACCCCAGCAUCCUCAGCCAGCUCACGCCGCCCUCUCACUAUCACAAUGUUGACCCCGAAGACUGGGAGGAGGAACUCCAGAAGAUGACUGUCGAACAGUUGGAGCGUGAGCUGGAGGUGUGUGAGAAGGAGAGCGGAGAGUUGCAGGAGUACGCCAACUCUGUUCUGCAGCAGAUUGCAGACUACUGCCCCGAUAUCCUGGAGCAGGUUGUCAAUGCCCUGGAGGAGUCGUGCUGACAACUCUGACCUCAGACACAACCCGGCUGGCCCCUGGUCUUCACAUAACCUGUAGCCGAGUCCAGGCGCCCCUACCUCCACUCUACGCGGCUCACAAAGGAUGAGACGCAGCUGGGGCAUAAUCUCACCCCACUGAGCUUCUCUUCUUCGCUCCCUUCGUCCACCCUGGAACAAACGUACAGGACUGUUAAGUGCUUUCCUGUCUCGUGUCUCUCUAAUGUCAGGCCUGCAAAAUAGAAUUAGGGAUGUUCACAAAGUCUAUCGAAGUGUUAUCAAAAAUGGCACUUGUGGCUCACUACAAACUGAGAUGCACUCAUUUAAUGACAGCCAUGGCAGAUGGUGGAGUCGCAGUGAGAAGAGAGGGAGCAAAAGUAGACAUAUAAUCACAUAGCAGGCAGGCAGCAGCGUGCUGGAGGUUUUGUGAAAAGUUAAAAGCUCCACAUUUAGCAUUUGUGAACUUACAGAAUUUGAUUUUCACUUGUAGUACACACUAUCAUUGCACACCUGUAAGUCUGGGACAGGUGCGCUGGGAGAGAAAGGAUAUCAGGUGAAAGAAACAAACUUGCGCACAAAGUCUUUGAGUUUACUGCCAACCUUCCUCCCUAGACGACUUCAUUCACAGCAGGAACUGCUAGAUUAAGCACAGUUACCUCACCCAUGCCUGUCUCAGUCUUUUUCCUCUCGCAAAUCAUUCAAGUUAAAAUGGGUAAAAUUAUUCCUGAUAUGGGGCAGGAAAGCACUUAUUUUCUUAAAGAACUGGGGAGCUGCUACAUCUAGAGGGGAGCAGGGAGGAGCGGAGUUCAGUGGGUAAAUCAUGGAGCCAUGUAGAUGCUUGUUUUGUAUUUUUACUCAUUGUUCCCUAGUUUAACAGAAAUACAGCAACCCGUGGCCGGUCAUCUGAACACCUGGGAAAGGCUACUUUUUAACCAAAUAAAUGCAGCAUGUUCUCCAAAUGUUUCCUCCCAGCUUGCAGCUGUGGAUCUGUCGUUGUAGCCGGGAUUAAGUUGUUGGUACGUUUUUACUGUGUAAUCUGUGGCUGGGUCACUGGCACGAGAGGGGGAUCAAGGACCGACCUUUGACAUGGAUCAAAGGUCAGCUUUUAGUUAUACUACGUUCUCAAAUACCUGUGUGUGUGUGUGUGUGUGUGUGUGUGUGUGUGUGUGUGAGAGAGAGAGGAAACAAAAAAAGUUUUUAUCCUUGGUGACGUAUUCAUUUUUAGAUGGUUUUGCACACAACGUCCACUUGUUUAUGAGGUAUGCAAUGUUUCUUUUGAGAACGUUCUAGUGGCCUUGGAGCAUGCACAGAGAUCAGUACUGGACCUAAUGCAGGGAUAUUUAUUCCUCUGCGAUACUGGUGCUAAGGCAUGAUGUAAGAACUUUGAUCUGAUCCACUGAUCAUUCAGUCUCAUCCAAAGUUUCUGUAGAUGUUACGUAAAGCCCACCUGAUCCUUUAGUUUGUGGACUGAAUCACAGAUGAAUUACAAGCAACGCCCCCUUUUUUCUUGUAUUUUUCUGAUCACUUACAAAUGCAAGUGAUGCCUCCUUCUUAUUGUAUUUUUUCAAAUCUUCAGGGCUGAGGUUUUUAAUUACUAAGUGCAUCUACAUUUACAGGAAAUUAAAGUCACUUUUCAGCAGAUUUUUGACUUUAUAGAUCAGUUUGUAAAUAACGUGAUAUUUAACACGUACAGUGACUGAAUAAAGGUAAUUAAGUGGAAUGUGUUGUGCGUUCUUUAAAAAAAAAAAUCUGAAAAGUUAAAAGCAGUGCAGUUGUCUUGUGUCUAAUUUUGUCUUCAGGACAAAAUGUGUGUGUGUGUGACUACUGCCAUAACUUGCGGAAAGUCAUGUUCUAUAGAGAUAUAGAGAUAUAUAUAUAUAAAAAAUGUUUACUGUAUGGAUAUGCAUUGAAUGUUUGCACAGAAUCUUGAAGAGCAAUCUGCUCUGAACAAAAUGACCGUCGAGUUAGUGUCCUCAGCAGAAACUGAGGAAAAGAAGUGUCAAAAAAAACCUUUUGUGUCAAAAUAAUGUGUGAACUACAAAUGUUUUCAAACCGUGACUGUGUGAUGGGAGAGUACUUUUCUGGCAUUUAUUUCUAAUCGUCUUUUUUUUUCUUCAUAUUUUCACCAUACGGAAAUGUAAAUUUAUUAUGCUGAGAUUCCAGUGUUGUUUUUUUUCUUCUCAACCUGUCCUGUCAAUGGUUUUUGUUGGUUGACGUCACAGGCAGAACUGCACCUGAUAGAUUAAAAAUAGGUCUCCAGCCAUCAUGGCUCAUCAUUGUUUUUGUACUUCUUGUCUGUCAAGCCUCUUGCAGUGGAGAUUAGUUUCCCUCCACCCCCCUUUAACCUCUCACCUUCCACCACUCAGUUCAGAGAAAGCAGCAUUUUUAGUUCAGUGUUUUAAUCCCCAUACAUUGGCCUGUGUGUCAGCCAUUGCUGUAAUGUCUCGUCAUCUCCUUUUCUCAACUCCUUAUUGAGGGAACACAGAGCUGAUUAAGGGGUUUCUGUCAAAUUCACGGUAUUUGUCCUUAUUUUUCUUUUGCAUUUGUAUAAGAAAUGUACUGCCUUCUGUCUGUUUGUGUUAAGAAUCAAACUGUGUAAAAAGAAAGCAAAACAGACAUGUUUGUGAGUUAUUUGGAUUUUGUAUGUAUGUAAAUAAAUAAAUUAUAAGCCUUC